Messenger RNA from Hevea brasiliensis (rubber tree), 834 nucleotides. RefSeq lists its product as uncharacterized. Gene Ontology annotation, biological process: lipid transport. Bases 1 to 834 code for a protein of 277 amino acids. The record is from RefSeq and is a predicted model, not a curated record. Lineage: Eukaryota; Viridiplantae; Streptophyta; Magnoliopsida; Malpighiales; Euphorbiaceae. The transcript has 3 exons. Gene Ontology annotation, molecular function: lipid binding.
AUGGGUACACAAGAUUCUUUUCUCGCUCUGCUUGUAUGCGUUGAGGAUGUCCUUAUAACAGGGGUGAAUGACUCCAAAAUCAUUCACGUGAAGCAAUUCUUGGAUCAGUCCUUUACUAUUAAAGACCUCGACAAUGCAAAAUAUUUCUUGGGGGUGGAAAUUACAAGUGAUGCUGGGAUGUUAAAUGUCAAACCAAAAGGGUUUUCUAUGUCCAAAAGUUUGAAACUUGAUGAUCAUACUGGUGAUCUAUUUCAUGAACUAGAGGUAUAUCGUCGUUUGGUGGGCAGGUUACUCUACCUGGGCCUUACACGCCUUGAUACAUCUUAUGUGGUUCAACACUUAAGCCAGUUUUUAUAUCUCCCACGUAAGCCUUACUGGGACGCACUUAUGGCUUUACUUCGGUACCUCAAAGGCUCUCCAGCCAAGAGGUUAUUUUUCCCUGUUAAUGUCCCUCUCAAUAUUUCUGCAUAUUGUGACGCAAAUUGGGCCACUUGCCCUAUGACGCGAAAAUCCCUCACGGGAUAUUAUAUUUUCUUAGGGACAUCUCUUAUCUCCUGGAAGUCAAAAAAACAAACAACAGUUAGUCGAUCCUCUGCUGAAGCUGAGUAUCGUAGUAUGGCGACUACUGUUUGUGAGCUGCAAUGGUUGUCUUAUUUGUUGCAGGAUUUAGAAGUUCAAGUUUCACAACCUAUUUCAAGAGCUGCAUGUGAUUGUAUUAAGACAGCAGCCGCUCGCUAUCCAAACAUAAACGCCAACGCAGCCUCUUCACUUCCUAAGAAAUGCGGGAUUGACUUCAAUAUUCCCAUCUCCAAAUCCACCGAUUGUCAGGCGUAA